GUUGCUUUGUCUUUAGGAUCUUGCAUCUAUUUUUUGAAUGACAAAAUGAAAAAUGUUCCAAGAGCUGCAAUAACUGGAUUUGCGGCUCUUGCUGUCGGUUGGAUUGUUGGUUCUAUUGUGGUUCCGUUGAUUCCAUCUGUUCUCCUGCAGCCAUCAUGGAGCCUUGAACUGUUUACCUCCUUGUUCUGUUAUUUCUUUUUGUUCGUCGCCUGCACUCUCCUCAAGUAAUGAAUCUACCUUGGAUGACUUAAAUUGAAGGUCGAAUCUGCAAAUUCUUACUCUUGCUAUUACGGAAAUCAUUUAGAAUUAGUUAAUUUUCAUGUCCAUGUUUUUUGCACAGUUCCAAAUUAUGUAGCCUUGAAACUAAAUAUAAUUAAUUAAUAAUUUGGAGAAAA
Messenger RNA from Phalaenopsis equestris, 395 nucleotides. Its product is annotated as protein CHAPERONE-LIKE PROTEIN OF POR1, chloroplastic-like. The record is from RefSeq and is a predicted model, not a curated record. Lineage: Eukaryota; Viridiplantae; Streptophyta; Magnoliopsida; Asparagales; Orchidaceae. Gene Ontology annotation, cellular component: chloroplast membrane.